AGUCGCCGUUCAUGCGCUCGAUGCAUUGUACCUAUUUCCCCGGCCGAUGCUCACAUGCUGGUUUUUGUCCUACGCGCGAAUACUUCGAUUUAAAGAAAGUAUUGUAAUCUGUUGUAUCGAAUUUUAAGUCAGGGUUGACCAGUGGCUUUGCACUGGACCUUUAUUGAGUCGACUCAUCUUUUUAUGCCUGAUCCAUUUGGAUUCGAAGUGGGUGUUGCCACAGGACAAUGAUCGAGAGACCCGACGCGGCUGUUUCCAGCGUUGCACAGAGGAAUCUGGAGGGUUAUGUCGGCUUCGCCAACCUUCCCAACCAGGUGUACAGGAAGUCUGUGAAGAGGGGCUUUGAGUUCACGCUUAUGGUUGUCGGUGAAUCCGGAUUGGGAAAAUCCACGCUGAUCAACUCCCUCUUUCUGACGGACCUGUACUCCAAAGACUACCCCGGCCCAUCUCAAAGGAUCAAGAAGACUGUUCAGGUGGAACAGUCCAAAGUACUGAUAAAGGAGGGGGGUGUACAGCUCACACUCACUAUUGUUGACACCCCAGGCUUUGGGGAUGCCGUGGAUAACAGUAACUGUUGGCAGCCUGUCAUCAACUACAUCGACAGUAAAUUUGAAGAUUUCCUCAAUGCAGAAUCACGAGUUAACAGGAGGCAAAUGCCUGACAACCGGGUGCACUGCUGCUUGUACUUCAUCGCCCCCUCUGGCCACGGAUUGAAGCCUCUGGAUAUUGAGUUCAUGAAGCGUCUACAUGACAAAGUCAACGUCAUCCCUCUCAUCGCCAAAGCCGACACUCUCACACCAGAGGAAUGCCAGCUGUUCAAGAAACAGAUCAUGAAGGAGAUCCAGGAACACAAAAUCAAGAUCUACGAGUUUCCCGACACAGAAGACGAUGAAGACAGUAAACUCAUCCGCAAGAUAAAGGAAAAGAUGCCUCUGGCCGUGGUCGGUAGCAACGUGGUGAUCGAAGUGAAUGGCAGGAAGGUCAGAGGUCGUCAGUACCCCUGGGGCGUGGCAGAAGAGGGCAUUAUUGUGGAGAACGGUGAGCACUGUGACUUCACAGUCCUGAGGAAUAUGCUUAUCAGGACUCACAUGCAGGACCUGAAGGACGUGACGAAUAACGUUCACUAUGAAAACUACCGAAGCAAGAAACUUGCAGCCGUCACUUGCAAUGGGGUCGACUCUACCAAGAACAAAGGCCAGCUGACGAAGAGUCCCCUGGCCCAGAUGGAGGAAGAGAGGAGAGAACAUGUGACGAAGAUGAAGAAAAUGGAGACAGAAAUGGAGCAGGUGUUUGAAAUGAAGGUCAAAGAGAAGAAGCAAAAACUGAAGGACUCUGAAGCCGAGCUGGAGCGGCGUCAUGAACAGAUGAAGAAGAAUCUAGAAGCUCAGUAUAAAGAACUUGAAGAGAAGAGACGCCAGUUUGGGGAGGAAAAAGUCAACUGGGAGACUCAGCAACGCAUCCUCGAGCAACAGAAGCUGGACUCAUCAAAGACAAUGGAAAAGAACAAGAAAAAAGGAAAAAUCUUUUAAAGAGCCAAGAAGCUCCAUUUCUUCUCAAACCAGAAACUUGUUUUUCUGUUUGCAUCUAUUGAUGCAUUCAUGUGCCAUGACCCUCAAGAAUCACACACACACAUUGAGUCAGAGUGUGUUUUUAUUUAUGAAUUUAUGAACAGAAAACUCUAUCGCCCCCUUCUGGUCGUGACAUAUCACGUCUUUAAUUUGUUGUGUUAUAGAAUGCAUGCACUCUAGUGGUUAAUACCACUACAAAAAAUUUUAAGUUUAUUCAAGGACAUUUAAAGCAAAGCUUUGCAUUUUUGAGCUUUUACCAGAGGGCGGACAACUGUCCCCAUGUAUUUAGGCAGCUGUUUUUGUCCGAAUACACACGUUUUUGUUUGGGCUCAUUGCAUUCACACACCUCAGUGUUUUGAAGAUUGUCUCACGGCAGGUUUAAUGGAUGUGAUGGAGGAUGUCGAGAGAGGUGGAGGCGAGUUUAAAGAUGUACACGUACUGUUUCGUCCAGUAGCCAUAGGUGACAGAUGGAUUUUAUACAUACUGUAUUUGUAUACGUGAGGAAUUCUUAAUGGUAUAAGUGUGUUUGAGGUUUUUGGUGGCUCUGGUUUGUGUGUGUUUCUUUGGGGGUCAUAAAUCUAUUUUAACCCAUUGCACAGCUAAAUUAUGACAGUAACAUUUUUUCAUGUUUUUAGCCUGUUUGGCUGUGUAGGUAGAUAAAUGUUUCCCUACCAUAGAUGGUAUUAUACAAAAUGGCAUGGGUGUCCGCAUUAAUAAUAACAGUUGUUUUUUGAUAUUGUUAUGAGAAAUACUAUAUUGUGGGAUGUUCAAGCAGUUGCUGGAACUUUCUGCGCACAGACUGUUUCAGUAAUUCUGUCUGCUCGUUUUUUUUUUUACAUUCCUUGGUUUUCUAUUUUGAAAAGGUCAAAUGUUCCUCGGUUUCCUUUCCCAACCUGAUCUGAGAGCAGUUUUGUGUAAUGGUUGGGACUUGGACUUAUGCCUGUUGGGCUGGUCCUAGAUCAGGGUGACCUAAGUGAGUUCUGAAUAUUUUGCCAGAAUUUCUUUUAGCCACAUUUACCUACUCAGAAUACCCUUCAUGAUAAUCCUACAUAGUUCUUGUAUGCAAAUGACAAAUGAAGUGCUAUUUGAUUCUUUAGGACGGUUUAAUCGAGGUCAUUACAUGAUAAAUAGCGCAGAUGACUUACAUGGAUGCGCAGAUGCGAUCUGAUGCAUAAAGAAGUCGUCGCCUUCACACUAAAAGCAACAAACUAGCUUCAGCUCUGGCCACAGUUUGAGCAUCUGUCAUGUAGGAAGAGACAUCUGAACAAACUCUCACCAAUGCUGUAUGGCUCAUUCAUGUGCUGUAUGCACAUUCAUAUAUAUAUAUAUAUAUAUAUAUAUAGCAAUUUUGCUAUAAUGCAAGUUCUUGCUGUUGUGGAUUUUAGAUAAACAGUAAAGAAAAACAUUCCUUAAAUUUAACCACUUGUACCUUUUUUUAAAGUAGACACGAACAUUCUCAAAAUUAUUUCUUUAUAUGUUGUUUUUAUUGUUUUUAUGCGUACGGUUUUCAAUCUUCAAUCGAUUUUCCUUAUUUUAUCGUCUUUUUUCUGUCUAACCGUACAUUAUUAAACAAGAUGUUAUGCUAA
Triplophysa dalaica is the source of this 3154-nucleotide messenger RNA. RefSeq names its product septin 15 (gene septin15). The record is from RefSeq and is a predicted model, not a curated record. The transcript has 14 exons. Gene Ontology annotation, biological process: cytoskeleton-dependent cytokinesis; cilium assembly. Gene Ontology annotation, cellular component: septin ring; septin complex; microtubule cytoskeleton. Gene Ontology annotation, molecular function: molecular adaptor activity; GTPase activity; GTP binding. Lineage: Eukaryota; Metazoa; Chordata; Actinopteri; Cypriniformes; Nemacheilidae. Bases 228 to 1529 code for a protein of 433 amino acids.